Ornithorhynchus anatinus (platypus) is the source of this 1036-nucleotide messenger RNA. It is a transcript of the gene COMMD2, whose product is annotated as COMM domain containing 2. The record is from RefSeq and is a predicted model, not a curated record. The transcript is spliced from 5 exons. Bases 32 to 631 code for a protein of 199 amino acids. NCBI's taxonomy places the organism in Eukaryota, Metazoa, Chordata, Mammalia, Monotremata, Ornithorhynchidae.
GCGUCAGAGGCGGGCGGAAGUGCGGGGGACGAUGCUGCUGGUACCGUCGGAGGAGCAGAAGGAGCACCUGGCCUUCCUGCCGCGGGUGGCCGGCGCGGUGGUGGCCGAGUUCGGCCGCAUCGCCGUGGAGUUCCUGCGGAAGGGCGCCAACCCCAAGGUCUACGACGGGGCCGCCAGAAAACUCAACGUGAGCAGUGACACGGUUCAGCAUGGGGUGGAAGGACUGACGUAUCUUCUCACUGAGAGUUCCAAGCUUAUGAUUUCUGAACUGGAUUUCCACGACUCCGUGCUGGUUUUGGGGUUCAGCGAAGAACUGAACAAGUUGUUGCUUCAGCUCUACCUGGACCACAGAAAAGAGAUCAGAAUCCUGUUGAAGGAGCUGGCGCCCGACCUCCCCAGUUACCACAACCUCGAGUGGAGGCUAGAUGUCCAGCUGGCGAGCAGAAGUCUGAGGCAGCAGAUCAAACCGGCGGUGACGGUGAAGCUUCACCUCAGCCAGGAUGGGGACCAGAGGACCCAAGUGCUGCAGACAGACCCGGCCACGCUGCUCCACUUGAUUCAGCAACUGGAACGGGCACUGGGGGAGAUGAAGACCAACCACUGCCGGAGAAUCGUCCGCCACAUCAAAUGACAUUUUAGCGAGGUCUGCGGGCCCCCCGCCCCGAUCGUUGACGAAGGGGGCUUAGCCAGCUAGCGAUGUUCGGUGCCCCCGAUCGCCAGGUCGAGCGAGGUUCCUCUCGGCGUGAGCCUCCUAGCUCUCCGAUCGACGUCGUAGGACCUGACGUGUGUUUUGAGUGUGGACCGCCUAACGAGCCGUUGCCUAAAAGCGGUCGAGAGUUGUCCGUCUGACGAGCCGUUGCCUAAAAACGGUCGAGAGUUGUUCGUCUGUUCCGUGUAUGUUUAUCGCUGCCUCUUGGUACAGCAGGCACACCUUUAACUUGUUAAUUGACCACGUUCUCUUUUGCUUUUCCUUCUGAGCUGAUGUAUCAAAUAUGGAAAUAAAAAGUCACAUUGACAGUAAUUCAGAUCAAGUUAA